Symbiodinium sp. CCMP2592 is the source of this 249-nucleotide messenger RNA. NCBI's taxonomy places the organism in Eukaryota, Dinophyceae, Suessiales, Symbiodiniaceae. The record is from the annotation of a GenBank genome assembly.
AUGGCGAUGCAGGACGACAAAGUCACGCCCAGACAUCAGUCAAUGGCCGAGGUGCUGAAAGACCUGGAGGUGCACGAGUGGACGGUGCACUGGAAAAGUUCCUGUGCAAAGAAGGCACGGCGGCGCGAAGUGGCACAGAUGCAGGACGAGCGCUUGCCGCAAGGUCAGAAAUCUGCCUCCGCUGGCCAUCGGAUGAUUUGCAGAUUUCCUUUAGGCACGACACCUCUAGUUUGUACUUCUAGAGUAUGA